Messenger RNA from Seminavis robusta, 1002 nucleotides. The record is from the annotation of a GenBank genome assembly. Lineage: Eukaryota; Bacillariophyta; Bacillariophyceae; Naviculales; Naviculaceae.
AUGGAGCCAAAACCAGGCCUCUCGGCCGUCUCGUCUUCUUCCUCUCUGGCCGCGAUGAUCAAAGAAGAACUCCAAGAAGUCGUUCCGCAAGUGAAACCCCGCCAUUUUGUCUUUGCCUACGGAUCCCUCAUUUGCCGCAAAUCCCGGGCCAUUACGGCACCCACAUUGGCCGACAAGGAAGCCAUUCCGGUUCAAAUUCAAGAUGUCGAACGCAUGUGGGCCAAACGAACCCAACGAGGCAUGACGGCCAUGGGAGUCCGCUUUCGUCCCGGGGCCGUAUGCACCGGAGUGCUCUUGCCUGUGACCGACUCGGAGCUCAAGCGCUUUGAUCAACGUGAAAUGGGCUACGAUCGCUAUCCAAUUCCAUUGGAAAACGUCGAGGAAGUGCCGUUUUUGGUGAAACAAAAGCACUACGAAAAGAUGGACUAUGAGCUGGCCGACGUCGUCUUUGAUUCGACGACGGAGAAUGAACCGGAGGAGCUAGACAAUAAUAACCAAACAGAAGUCUUUGUGUGGAUCUAUGUCCAACGAUACGACUGCCCUGCCAACGAAGACUUCCCCAUUGCCCAAUCCUAUGUGGAUAUCAUUUUGCGUGGUUGCAUGGGCAUUUCCAAAGACUUUGCCCGCUCCUUUAUUGAAACCACCGUCGGGUGGACUCCAGAAGAAAUCUAUGGCGAAGGCAAUGACGACGAUCCCGUCAAUGACUCGGAUGAAGAAGAAGAAGAGGUAGACGAUGACAAGGAAACGGUUCCUCCUGGUUGCGUCCCUCGUGACAGUGGUAGCAAAAUAAUGGUCGAGCCAGAACCGGAAGAAGGUCCCACGUGGGUGGAUGAUCGCGACGAACCAAUCUACAUGCGGGCGGACCCAGUGUAUUCGGAAAAGAAAGCCGAUAUGAUUGAUCAGCUGUUGGAAGAUCACGUUCCGGAACAGUUGGACAACCGAGAACCAGUCAAUGACGACGAUGAUAAUGAAGGAUCAGUUGACGACGGAGGUCUUGCCUAG